AUUAAUACUUUUAUAAUGGUUACAAACACGAACACUUCUAAAAUUAGAUUAAAAAAAAAAGUAUUUAUGUUAAAUAUGUUAACAUGGCGUGUAGUCCAGAGUGUAGCGCUACACGACACCCCAUACGUCACGCCCUCUCCCACUUCCCGCGAUCUGCUCACUCACUCAAGAACACUGCGCUCUGCACACGCAUGUGAGAGAGCGGGCCACAAACUUUGAGAGGCACAUAUACAGUAGAUAGAUAAAGGCCAUGGAGGAGAGUAGAGAUGGAGGCAUUGCUAACGGGGAAGCUAUGGAGACAGAGAGCCAGAAAGGGAGCACUGAAAAAAGACCCGAGGCCAGGGAGAAAUGGACCAACAAGACUGAAUUCCUGCUGUCCAUGGCUGGAGAGAUCAUCGGCCUGGGGAACGUGUGGCGCUUCCCUUACCUGUGCUACAAGAAUGGAGGCGGUGUUUUCUUCAUCCCUUAUUUCAUCUUCCUCUUCUUUUGUGGAAUCCCAGUAUUCUUCCUUGAGACGGCAUUAGGUCAAUACACCAGUGAAGGGGGCAUCACUGCAUGGAGAAAAAUCUGUCCCAUGUUUGAAGGUGUAGGUGUUGCCUCCCAAGUUAUAGUCAUUUAUUUGAAUAUAUAUUACAUUGUGGUCCUGGCCUGGGCUCUGUUUUAUCUAUUCAACUCUUUUUGGGGUACUCUACCUUGGACUUCCUGUGACAAUUAUUGGAACACAGUGAACUGCCACAAUAUAAGUGCUGCCUACACAGGUUUACACAGACCUGACGCUGACUGGUCUUUCCUCUACAAUGAAACGGACAAAUAUAGUGACAACUACAGCAUGAGUUUUCAAAAUGAAUCCGAAUUUCCGCCUUUUAAAUUGAUCUCCCCGGAACAAGAGUACUGGUUCCAUCGUAUGUUGCGGGUGGCGAACAGUGGUGGUCUGGGGAGUGUAAAUGCAGAUCUUGCCAUGUGUCUUCUUUUGGCUUGGGUCAUCUGUUAUUUCUGCAUCUUUAAAGGAGUCAAGACCACAGGCAAGGUUGUGUACUUCACAGCUACGUUCCCCUACUUAAUGCUGUUCAUCCUUUUCAUCAGAGGAGUGACUCUGCCAGGAGCUGCAACUGGAAUUACUUAUUAUCUGUAUCCUGAUAUCAGUAAACUCUCUAAUCCUGAUGUGUGGCGUGAUGCAGGCACUCAAGUGUUUUUUUCUUAUGCAGUGUGUCAAGGAGUCCUAACAGCGCUGGGCAGUUAUAAUAAAUAUAACAAUGACUGCUACAAGGACUGUAUAGCACUCUGUAUUCUGAACAGCUCCACAAGCAUCUUUGCUGGAUUUGUUGUCUUUUCUAUUCUGGGGUUCAUGGCACAUCAGUUAGGUUUACCCAUGGAAGACAUAGCAUCAUCAGGUCCUGGACUAGCUUUUAUAGCAUAUCCUAGAGCCCUCUCUCUGUUACCUGGACCCCAGUUCUGGUCUGUUCUUUUCUUUUUUAUGGUACUUCUUCUGGGCCUUGACAGCCAGGUACAGUUGUUCAACAUCACAUGUGCAAACCGUUUCUAUGACAACAUUGAGGAUAUGAUAGGAUACGCACCAUUCCCUGUGCUGAAGUACUGCUGGCUCUUCAUUACCCCUCUCAUCUGUGCUGCAACUCUGCUGUAUAACCUGAUGGGUAGUAAAUCUCUGUCUUCCGCUGAUCAAUUUGUGCCGGACUGGAGUUACAAGUUGGCACCUUUGCUCACACUCAUUCCUAUGGUUUGCAUCCCAGUCUUCUUGUUCAUCUCUUUAGGAACGGUUUCUGUGAUGGGGAAGACUGGGCAGAGCACGGUGGACCUCAACUCACCCUCAGAUGUGAAGCAGGCUGUCCCAUUUGAGGACCUGGAUCACAACAGUGUUCCUGUAGAAGAGGAGAAGGAGAAUAAAGUACCAGAUAGAGGAUCUUGGAAGGGAAAAUUUGACUUUCUACUGUCCUGCGUUGGAUACGCCAUUGGGCUGGGAAAUGUGUGGCGAUUCCCUUAUCUAUGUGGAAAGAAUGGAGGAGGAGCUUUUCUCAUCCCAUACUUCACUACUCUGGUCUUUGCUGGUAUUCCACUGUUUCUGCUGGAGACGGCAUUAGGACAAUACACGUCAGUGGGGGGGUUGGGAGUAUGGAAAUUAAUACCCAUGAUGAAAGGUGUGGGUCUAGCUGCUGUAGUUUUGUCCUUCUGGCUUAACAUCUAUUACAUCAUCAUCAUCGCCUGGGCUCUCUAUUACCUCUUCAGCUCUUUCAAAGCAGAGUUACCAUGGCAAACAUGUGAUAACCCUUGGAACACUGAUCGCUGCUUUUCCAACUACAGUCUGCUGGACACCACCAACCUGACCAGUGCUGUCACUGAGUUCUGGGAGAGGAACAUGCAUCAGUUAACAAACGGUUUGGAGGAACCAGGGGAAUUGCGCUGGCCGUUGGUUGGAACGCUAGCGUUGUCUUGGAUUCUUGUCUAUUUCUCAAUCUGGAAAGGAGUGGAGUGGACAGGGAAGGUGGUCUAUUUCUCCGCCACGUAUCCUUACUUCAUGCUCUUUAUUCUGUUUUUCCGUGGAGUCACUCUCCCUGGAGCGAUAGAUGGCGUCCUCUUCUAUAUCACCCCAGACUUCAACAAGCUUUUGAAAUCUGAGGUGUGGUUGGAUGCUGCCACGCAAAUCUUCUUCUCUUAUGGUCUUGGUUUAGGUUCUCUUAUUGCUCUGGGCAGCUACAACUCUUACAACAAUAACGUCUACAGAGAUUCUGUCAUUGUGUGCUGUAUAAACUCCUGCACCAGUAUGUUUGCUGGGAUAGUCAUAUUUUCCAUUGUGGGCUUUAUGUCGUACAUCACAAAGAGACCCAUUGAAGAACUGGCUGCCUCAGGUCCUGGUUUGGCAUUUCUGGCUUAUCCACAAGCUGUCACACAGCUUCCCAUGUCUUCUCUCUGGGCUAUUCUCUUCUUCUCAAUGCUCAUGAUGCUGGGAUUGGACAGUCAGUUUUGUACAGUGGAAGGCUUCAUAACUGCUCUAAUGGAUGAAUAUCCCACAGUCCUGAGGAAGAGAAAGAAACUCUUCAUCCUCAUGGUCUGUAUUAUAUCCUUCAUCAUCGGUUUCUCCAACAUCACCCAGGGCGGUUUAUAUGUGUUUAAAUUGUUUGACUACUACUCGGCCAGUGGAAUGUGUCUCCUGUACCUGGUCUUUUUUGAGACAAUCUCCAUUUCCUGGUUUUACGGUGCAGAGAAAUUCUAUAAAAAUAUCGAAGACAUGAUUGGUUAUCGGCCUUGUGGCUUUUGGAAAUAUUGCUGGACUUAUUUUACUCCAAUAAUCUGUUUGGGUGUUUUCACAUUUAGUGCCAUAGAAAUGACUCCUCUGAAACUAGGGAAGUAUGUGUACCCGACCUGGGGUCAGGGCAUCGGCUGGCUAAUGUCCCUCUCUUCCAUGGUUUUGAUUCCUGCAUAUAUCAUCUAUAUGUUCUUCACUACUAAAGGCAGCAUUCGACAGCGUUGGCAUAAGAUGACCAAGCCCACAGAACCCACAACAUCGGAAAUCAGUGAUUCCACACAACAAUCCACACGUAUAGGAAGUACAGAUGAAGCUUCUGUCUGACAUCUUGUUUUUUUUUUUUUUUUUUUUUUUUGUGCAAUGGCCAUUAAAGACCAGUGGCUAAAUAUCUUUUCCUCCAUUCCAUUCUUUUUGUCUGUUGGAGAGCCUAUAACAGAUGGAAGCGGACUACGCACAUGUUCAUCGGUUUUCUCCCUUUUUAUUUUAUUUCAUGGCUCUCUGAUCUUGCAUCACGUAACAUGAUGGGCCUGCAGACCCGUGUCUGUCUUCAGUGGAAAAAACAAUUUCAGUCACAGCAACAAUGUCAGUGAUCAGUAUAAAUGUAAAUGCAACCCAGGCAGUUGAUUGGAAGAUCUACAUAACUGUUGCAUUCCUGUGCUAUAUUAAAUUCCUCACAGUAUGUACCUCAAGCUGGGGAGUGAAUGCAUGUAUUUAGUGGUCUAAUUUAUUUAACAAAAUUUACUUCAGGAAAUCUUGUCCAUUUUUUUUUUUUUUUUUUUUUUUUUAAAUCAGCAUUAAAAUUUUAGGUUAUAUGAAUGUAUAAGAAAGAUGGCAUAUAUUUUUAAACAUCAUUUCUUUUUUCACCAUUUUAAUCACCUUUUGCCUUUACUAGCUCAUUUUAUAUGUCCCUGUGUUCUGAAAAAAUUUGCAUUACAACUACAGUAUUUAUGUCUUUGAAAUAUGAUGUGAUAAAGAUUAAUGCAUAAUAAUCAUAAAGGAAUUAGAAAAGUUCUGUUCUCUUAAACUAGAUUCAGAUAAGCAUUUGUAUGUCAUACUGUAACAUUUAUCAGCUUCACAAAAGUAAGUGGUUAAGGUCUCAUGAAACCAAUGCGGUAUCAUAUAAGACUGAAAUGAAAAUCUAUUACUUGACAGAUAAUAAAAUUAGCUUGAAAAACUUCAGCAUAGUGAUAUGCUCAUGUAAAUGAGUAAUUUUUCAAUUUUUCAUCUUACACCUGUACUUACAAAAGCUCUAAAUGUUUUUUUUUUUUUUUUUCUGUGAAAUGUGAGGUUCUGGGUUUUGUGCAUCAGUUGUGGGAUGCCAAUAUUGUUUUAAUCAAAUUCAAAACAAGAAGAUAGUGUAUCCACACAUUGAUUUCCAUUUGCUACUGUAUAUUAAAGUUCAUAAUUUACAUUACAGUAUUAGUGUUAAAAUAGUAAGAGCUAAGUGAUGCUAAUGGACAUAACUCUUUAUAAGCAUGCUUGUAAAUACAUGUUGUUAGUAUUAUUUACAUAUUGUAAUUAAUUGUACUUACAUGUAGUAUGUGUGGCAUAUAACCGACAAUGUGUUACAGCAGACAACAUAUUUAAUUUGAAAUAACUGAAUACAUGGCUAUGGGAAAUAGAACAGUCUGUAAAAUCCAUUCAACUCCCAAUGAUUCAGUCAAUAUGUUUUUCCAUUUUUUUUUUUUUUUUUUGUAACAC
Cyprinus carpio (common carp) is the source of this 4960-nucleotide messenger RNA. RefSeq names its product sodium- and chloride-dependent GABA transporter 1-like. The record is from RefSeq and is a predicted model, not a curated record. The transcript has 27 exons. Lineage: Eukaryota; Metazoa; Chordata; Actinopteri; Cypriniformes; Cyprinidae. Gene Ontology annotation, biological process: sodium ion transmembrane transport; neurotransmitter transport. Bases 251 to 3583 code for a protein of 1110 amino acids. Gene Ontology annotation, cellular component: plasma membrane. Gene Ontology annotation, molecular function: gamma-aminobutyric acid:sodium:chloride symporter activity.